Messenger RNA from Amoebophrya sp. A120, 9611 nucleotides. The record is from the annotation of a GenBank genome assembly. NCBI's taxonomy places the organism in Eukaryota, Dinophyceae, Syndiniales, Amoebophryaceae.
GGAAGGACUUGGGCUCUGUCAGCAAUGUGUUCCCGGAAAAGCUCAAAAAUGCCCUUGUCGUUAUCGAUGGCCUCGUCAUGGCGCCGAAUGGAUCUUCCAAGUUUUCCGCCGGACCCCAGGGAGCUCGAGCCACCGGCGAUGAGCUAGCGUGCGGCUUUGUUUCAGGCAGGGCUGAGGAACUACGCCUCAUGGCCGCGCGGAAGACCCACGGCGAGUCCGGGUACUUUUACUCCGGUCAAAUGUACCGUUUUUUUUUUUGUGGCUUCAGUCAAUCAACUGCACUUCAUGUAUUUCAUUACUAUCUGAUUCUGAGCAAUCGCAACUCCUAUUCUUCUGCGAAAUUAUUUUGCCAGUGCAGCCACUUGACGUUGAUUAUUCAGCGAUUUCACCAAGAAAUGCAUAUAACUAUUUCGCAAUCGCAUCAGCACGACCGCCGUUCACGACGACAAAGCUGAAUCCAGUGGGCAUCUCGAAAAACCCGGGUCCACUUGUUCGACUAAAGUUUUACCGACAGUGAGAUACGACUUUUAUCCUUGGCAUAGCUCAGAUAAGCUGCGGGACUUGAUUACGGACUUACCCCGGCUUUUGGACUCAGCGGGCUUGAAGGAACUGUCGGGGAACUUUUCGGAAAGAUUUGGAAUGUGCCAGAAUGCGCCGGCGCAGUAUCAACUGUAAAAAUGUCUGGGUCUGGAACAUUCUGACACUUGUCAUGCACGUUUUGCAUGAGCCCUGAUGUCUGUGAUGCAUGCCCUAGCAUCACAGAUUUUUUCAGAGCUUCUUGAUGCCUAUUCCGCAUGACAAAUGCCCUCUCCGCGUAGCAAAAAUUAAAUUCCUUUUGGUAGUCAUGCAAGACAGAUUUUUUUGGAAUCCAAAUGCAGCAUGACAAGUUGCAUUCUUCCAGACCCAGACAUUUUUACAUUUGAUGCGCAGCCUCCCAGAACGACGACGGAUGGAAAGCCCAACGCCUACCUGCAUAUGAGAGCGGACGUCGGAUACUACCCGCCUCUGGAGUCAGCCGAUGUUGACGUGAAGACACGCGACAGCGGCUGUACAACUACUGCAUCCCGCGAAAACGAAGACGCACGUCGUCAGAGUUACGAUUACCCCGUGCAUCUGUGCGAGUCGGCCGACUACCAGGGUGUCUUGGCUCGGGUAGAAGAUGUGUGCACUGAACUCAACGGCAUCUGGGUCGAGCCAAUGAUAGAGGGGGGCCGAACCGGGCGACUCGGAGUGCACCUCGACAGCGAUCUUCGGGUCUUACGUUGCAAUGGGGAUCAUAUGUUAGGUUCAGAUAUUAACGCCGAUCGUCCCGAUGUGGGAGUUUAUUGUGGGCAUCCGCUUAGCACAAUGCAGCUGGUAUUGGCGCGACCUGAGAACCUGGUGUUGCUCCGUGAAGGUACCGGGCCGUUGUGUGGAGCUGCUCAAGACGCCAGCAAAACAUCUACUUCCAAGUCGACUACGGCGCAAAACAAGAAAGAGAAAACAAACAAUGACAAGAAAACGGGCGGCACCCCCUCGGAGAACCGCGGACAAAAAAAGCAGGGCUCCGGGGGCAAAAAUACAGGCAGCGGUAGUAAUACGCAAAAUGGAGCAAAAAAAAGUACAGCAGAUAAAGAUAAUUCCUCAGCACCAGGCCCCACAUCAGCUUCAGCUGGAGUAGCAGCAACCACAAGGAUCGACCCAAUAAAUCCGCAGCCACAGAAGAAAACAAGCCCAGCACCCCAGAACCCGAAGAAUGGAAAAACCUCCAGGAAAGAUAGUCCCGAAAAGGUCAGUCUUUUCAAAGCCAUUGAGGAACGGUGUUCCGCGCUGACCGCCACGCCGGGUAGCAGCGCGUGCAGUAGCGUGUCGUCGCCCGAUAAGGCUGACGAAAUACUACGCGAAGAAGAUGAAGACCAGGAGGAACAAAAUCCGUCAUUCCCCACGCGGGAGGACGGCGUUAGGCUUCUUCCUACCUUGUUACGAGACAUUUACAGGCUCAUGUAUAACAAGAUCCCUGCGUCUCCGCCUGCUACAGUCGCUAGCUCGUCCACCAAGCCUACGGGAAGUAAAGAUAGCGUCGAUAGUACUAAAAGCACGACAGUAACAAGUUCGUCACCGCCGCCCAACAAACCAAUUGAAAGGCGGCAGUUUCUGACGAAUUUGACACGGUACAUGUUCGGCACCCAAAUCGGAUAUCGUGAUGGCCCAGCAAGUAAAACGGCGGAAAAUAAGAUUGCGGAAAAAGACAAGGAGGGGAAAGGAACAAAUAAAAAGAACCUGGACGCGUGGUGGAAGAAGCCGAUGAAGUGCAGUUUAUGUGGAAUUCCCCACCCAAUCAACGAGAACUGUCCCUCGGACGGUCUAAUGCGAGCCAUUGCCGACAAUUACGAUCUUUUGGGCCAGAUGAACACCGCCAUGACAAACUGGACUGACGUGAUGCCGAUCAUGCUGCACAAGGUCUCCGCGGCGACCGAGACCAACCCGGCGCACCGCAAUCUGUUUAAUUGGGCAUUGGGUUACGAUCGGGAGCUUGUGGAGUAUUUCAACAGCCAGGGGCAAGAACAUCUUAACGCGGGAAAGAUAUUAAAGGAUGCAAAACCGGACUUCUCGGCGGCGUUGCACAAGGGAGAUAGAACUGCAAAAGGGCAAAGCAAGAAAAUGAAAGCCAAAGCGACUGAAGAUGAUCCUGACAUUCCGGUGAAGGUGUUUACGAAGGCAGAGGCCAAGAAGUUCCUCCUGUGGUACCUUCUUCAGGUUCAUUCGCUGCCGCAAGAGAUGGGGAAGGAAGGGAAGCAGAAAAUUGACAAGAUGGUCCGCCUGCAAACGGAGAACUGCGAAGACCACGAGGGUAGACUAGAGUUGAUCGAUUGGGAUUUCCAGAUGCGCGUCUGCCCGAUCGUAGAAGAAGCUCUUUUUUCCGGGCGAGGAACGGAGCUCUUUCCCUCCGGCUUUCUCACCAACAACAGGAAGAAAGGAACCGUGGCGCAGAAGCAGGGAAAUCAAAACAAGAAAAGCGACGGAACCUCCUCCACCAGCACCGCCCGCAAAACGGAGGACGAGGGAACGAAAUUAGCGAAAAGCGCGGAGAUCAUACAUCUUGGCUUUGGUGGGAAGGUAAAGAACAGUCCGGAGGAAGCGAGGCUGAAGCACGAGUUUGAGUACGUGUUUCACAGUACCAAAUGUAAAAAUGUCUGGGUCUGGAAGAAUGCGCGAUUUGUCAUGCAGCUUUUUCGUGACCCAUGAGGUCUGGAAUGCAGGAUCUAGCAUGACAGAUUCUGUGCGAUCUUUCUCAUGCCUAUCCUGCAUGAGAAACUGCCUCCCGACUUGGCUAAAACUGCACUGCUUUUGGUAAUCAUGCAACACAGAUUUUUGCAUGCGUCAGAUUUAGCAUGACAAGUUGCAUUCUUCCAGACCCAGACAUUUUUGCAUUUGAUACACAGAAACGAGGAACUUUUCUGCGAGGCGUACCCCAACUGCUUUCGUUGGUCCUGUUGUGGUAUCAAUUGUAAAAAUGUCUGGGUCUGGAAGAAUCAACUUGUCAUGCUGAUUUUGGAUUCUAAAAAAAUCUGUAUUGCAUGAGCAGCAAAGAGAGUCCAAGUUUUGCUACACGGAAAGAGCAUUUGUCAUGCGGUAUAGGCAUCAGGAAGCCCUCACAAAAUCUGUGAUGCUAGGGCAUGCAUCACAGACAUCAGGAGUCAUGCAAAAUGUGCAUGGGGGAAGACGAAGGCCUGGGGGAAGAUGCAUCAGGGCCAGAAGGCCUGGGGGAAGACGAAUGGCCUCCACCCUCCCCGGCCCGCCAAGAGCGGGAAGAGCGGCCAGUUGACGACGAAGAAGCGCGGGCUCUCGCGGCAUUAAUCACGAGAUCCCACGAAGGUUUCCGGGACGAGGUGGGAGCCAGUACAAGCGAUGACGGCCUACACGAGUUGAUCGACAUCAGUCGCAUCGAUGCGCUGCUAUCGGAUCCGCAGAACGUUGCUCCGAACCCCUUCGAUGCUCCCUCGCAGGCAAUUAGUGAGUUCCUAUGUCACGUCGCGACGCAGGACAGCGAGAUCGACGAAAUGAACACGCAACGCGCCUCCCAAAACGAGCCUAGCCUCCCGCCUGUGCAGGGAGCGCCACCGGAAUCAAUAGAAGUCGUCGUGGUGCCGAUGGAGGAGCACGACGUCGAAGGGGCCGCGACGCAGGGUGGUGACGGCAGCCCGCUAACCAGCCCCCGGCCUUCUGCAGUCGGGUCAUGAAAAGAUGGGCGUGGACGUAAAUCCGCGAGACGCGGCUAGCCGGGCUCCCUUCUGGCGGUGCUCUCGGUCUCUGAAAAUUAGGGCCGCUUACGACCUCAAAGCACUGAGCACGACCUCAAAGCACUGAGUAGGUUCGAUUAAGCGAUGUCUCUUUGCCUUGUACUUAAGUUGACUGCGUCUGCUACUAUACAUCUUCACCUGGGCGAGCCUCCUACGACCUAAAGUUGAACGCUUGCUGUGAACUGGGAACAAGUCGCCGUGUUCCUAGGUCCUGCCACGUACGGAAGCCGGGUCAGACUCUUCGCAGGCGCAAGCCCGGUGGCCGCAAGCGGAGCGGUCUUGGUCUCCGCGUGAGAGACUUCAAUGUAACCCCACUGGCAACACAUCUGGUUUCUUGAAAUGAGGACAAGAUGACAGCCGACGCAUCCAGACCGAGCCCAAGAGCUGAGCGCAAUCACGAGCGGACAAGGAGCGAUUUAAAAGCGGACGCGCCCGUCGGCGACUCCUCGCAGUGAAAAAAUGAAGACGUGUCUAUCCCGUUGCUACGGCAAACGUGUCUAUGCUAGUGCACAGCUGCAGGACGGGAGGCGCCCUCCUUUUGGGUGCAAUUGGUAGUGCAACGCGGAGAACCGAUACACAUCCUCCGCGUCGUCAACUGGGGCAAGAUAUGUCUGCUCAAAGCUGCUGGCGAGGUCCGUGCACAUGUCGCUUUCCACUUGCGUAUUGGGUUUCCGUUUUCUUUUUUCUCGGUUGUGUCUUGUUCGGCCUUGCCUCCCUGUGCUUGGCGUGUUUCUGUCAUGCGUUUUUCAGAUCGGCGAUCCGCAUAACAUGAACGUAUAUCUCCUCAGUAAACAGACCUCACUACGCACCAGCUUUCCUAUCCCGAGCGCGACCAUAAGAUUAUCCAGCAACAAGCGCGGCCUUGAUGGACAUCGACUGCCAGCCCCACAGCAAGGCCCUCUUCUAAUGCUAAAUCGCGUCCCCCGUCCUCGCCCGGGGUGCGAGUCAAGUUCCCAGGCUGUCCUCGAGUCCGGCGCAGUGGUUUUCCACUUUCAGCUCGUGUCUGAAGACAAACAGGCGUGCGUCACUUGCGGCCCAAUACCUAGUUUUCGCGGCGGGUUACUUUCCCGGGCUUACCUCGCACUCGAGCUCAGCGAAGCAGUUUUCCAGUUUCAGGUCGUGUCUGAAGACAAACAGACACUCACUACUGGCGGCUCCGCGCCUAGUUUCUGCUCGCCCUCGCCAGGGGUGCGAGUUAAGUUCCCAGGUAGUCCUCGAGUCCGGCGCAGUGGUUUUCCAUUUUCAGCUCGUGUCUGAAGACAAACAGGCGUGCGUCACUUGCGGCCCCACACCUAGUUUGCGCGGCGGGUUACGUUCCCGGGCUUACCUCGCACUCGAGCUCAGCGAAGCAGUUUUCCAGUUUCAGGUCGUGUCUGAAGACAAACAGACACUCACUACUUGCGGCUCCGCGCCUAGUUUCUGCCGCUGUACACGAGAAGUGUCGAUGUGGGAAUGGCUUACGAGGUUGCGGCGCGAAGACUUUCUGACCUUGCUGUCGCGCGGCCACACCUAGGCGGAGCCAUGCGGCGGAUGCGAGCGGAGGCCAGUGCCGUCGAGAGCGAGCGGCGACGGAUCCGGCGAUGAGAUAAGUGUUGCUCGCAGCUAUCGACGCUGACGACGAGCAUGAGCGCAGGAGCCCAACGUAUAUCACUUCGAAUUGUGUGGGCCGGCGCACUCAGUUCUUGUAGUGUUGAAACAGGGUGGAGGGGGCAAGCUUCCACCACGGCAUCGCCGGAUGGAUCCAACAAAAUAUCUGAGGCGUAAGUCAAGGCAGAAGCUCGGUCUUUCUCUAGCUUCCUCUUCCUUCUGUUUUCUUGGAUGUCAAGUGAUGCGUUAUAGAAAAUCAAACUACAAAAACAUCGGUUUGUCAUGCUGACAUCUCAUGUAUUGCGGAAGAUGUAGUGAAAGUCGUGUCAUGCUCAGCCAUGGCCGCUCUAAUUCCAGCCUUCUCGCAUCAGGAUCAAGCACAUUUCUGCCUUGCCUUUUACAGUUCCAUACUUACUACAAACCUAUCUGCUACGAGCGAAAGACGACACGCAGCAACUUCGGAAACCUUAGCCGCGUACACAUGCGACGCCCGGUAUGCGAUUGACAGACAGAAGCCUCUGCCAUGGCCGAGGGCUAGACGGCUUCCCCGAGCAGAAGUGAUGCCAGCUACCGCGACGGGGGGCGGUCGGGGGCGACAACAAAACUCGCCCAAAUAGGACAAUCGGGCAGCCUGGUGCUCCUUAAAGCUUCCCUCUCCAGACGCGACUCAGCACAGCCACUCCUAACCCUGCUGUGCUAUGUUGUCGCGAUGUCUGGCCUUCCAUCGAAGUGGAGUGGGAGUGUGUCUAGCGGACGAGUGACAAUGCCUCGAGGCAGAGCGGCGUGCACGACGUGAAUUUUUGACGAUGGAUCCGGUGAACAUAAUGACGAGAGAUGCUCGUCGUCCUCGGUGGUGUAGACGGGGCUGAAUGCGGGGUGCCUUAGAUUAUCCCCUCUCGUGGCCGUCCUGGUGCGCCUUCUCAUGUGAGGUCGUUGACAUGGCUCGGUGGGAAAUUCCCGUUGCGCGAGGCUCUUGCCUUGCCCUCUGUCUUCGUCCCCAGUGGUGUUGCGACAGUAGAAGCGUCUGUUGUGGCCGUCGGAGCUUGCUCUGGGUCUUGCGGCUCCUCUCGUCUUCGGUGGAGUACCUGAGUGGCUUCUGCUGCUGCCUCCGUUGACUUUUGGCUGCUGCUUGACUGGCGGUUGGGAACACUUCAGGCGUCUUUGUGCUGCGCUCCUGCCGCGUGGUCCCCAGUGUUCCCCGGGUCCGGAACUCUGGGUUACCUUGGUCGAGUUGGUGUCACUGUCGGUUCACCUAUGUCCCUGCCUUUCUGUUCUUGCCACUGGGAACAGUCUGUGCGUUUCUCUCGUCAGCGGCUUCCUGGCGCUGGAGCUCGUUGACGGUUGUUUCGGGAGGUUCCUAACGGCCCCUGAGGACAUUGCCUCGUUGCCGACCAGGCCGAACUUAGAGGUCGGCUUCGGGAAGAUUCUCCGGAGUUGAGUCUGCCUUGGCAGGUCUCUUGUGAAUGCGAGGGCAGUGGUUGGCUGAGGUUGUUGGAGCGUUCCUUAGUGUCGCUCAUGUUCAUCUAGGAUCCUUCUCCAACAUCCUCAUUUCCUGUGUGGUCUAAUGCAGAUUGCAGAUCACAAUACAGGGCCACCCUCGCAUCUCACCUCCAGGGGGGGCGCGCGGACCUCGCUUGCCAUCUCGUUUGGUCUCGCGAAAGACUGCUGCACUUCGUUGCCAUUGCUCUUCGUUCGUGAGUACCUACCGCCCCCGAUGGAGCUAGAUCGCAAAUUCGUACGCUCCUCAUGCUGAAAUGCCGGAUCUUCCCUGCUUUCCCCGCGUUCCCACGUAGAUGCAGGUCUCUACCCUUUUACUUCUUUCUCGUCGUCUUGCUUACUUCUGGAAUCCUUGUAGCGCUAGGUGGCGGACCCCGCAUUUGUUGCAGGGGCAGAUGUUUUUUUUUCGUCUUGCCAACGGGCUGAUCGGGGUCGGUCGUUGAUAGAUACUUUUUAGCCUUUAGCUUCUACCUUUUACCGCCCUUAGAGGCAGCCACUCUAUUUACUCGCUGAUGGGCCGCACCCGGAAGCACCAAGUUUCUUUUUGCUAUCUCUAGGCGGGUGCAGUGGUGGUUUCGGUCGGGCCGCACCCAAGGACUCCACCCACUCACCGCGCGCGUGUGUGCUCUCUUUUGGCUGCAUAUAAGAAAUAAUUAAUAAUAAGUCCACCUAUUUCAAGGGGCCGCACCCCGCUUUUUAUGCCCGGCCCCGUUCCUGGCACACAGCGUGCUCCAUGAGGCGGGCGCAUAGAUGGGCUCUUAGAUCCCGCGACACUCAUGUGGACACACUAAAGCUCCAUGAUGACGAACAAAAAAUUCAACUUACAGCUACCGCUUCGCUUUGCAAACACCGCAAUCGAGGUAGUGCUGACCUGUUUUAUACCGUAAUACGUAAAUGUCUGACAAUUCAAAAAAACAAAACUACUUCAUCUUCUCGUCGCCAUCAUAAGUGCCUUGAGGUGCCGCACACCUCUAUCUCUAGUUUCUUGUUGAUUACUUCUCGCUCGUUCGGUCGCGCAUGUGCGGUGCAGCUCGCUCAGAGUUUUUUGUUUUUCAUGCGACUCUGCAGCCCUCACGCAUAAAUGUUUGCAUGUUUCAAGUCCUUGGACUUUCUUGGGCUCACGCACAUCCGAGAUCGGGGGGGUGGGAGGGGGUCUCCAAGCCAGAAAAAAUUCCCCCGAGUGUGAAUCGGGAAUAUCAAGGUGCAAAAUGUGCAUGACAAACCUGGCAAUCUUCCAGACCCAGACAUUUUUCCAUUUGAUAUGUGGGCAAAUUUUUCGGUCCGAAACGGAGCGGCCGCACAUCGCCCCCUUCAUGUACCUGAUGCAGCAGGAGUGCCUGCCUCCAGAAAGCCUUCCCAUAGCUGGUUUGGAAAACUGCGCGGCCAGCCUUUGGCUCGACCACAGCGGAGUUCCGGGGAAGACGACUUCUACUGAGGACACAUCGUCAAACAAGUACAUGAUCCAAAAGCACCCCGCUGUGCAGAAAUUUUUCCACCAAGUACCCUACCUUAGCUACUUGGUGCGCGAGUUUGUGUCGCCGUUGAUGCAUGGCCAACCUCGCUCUACGCUUGCCUCGAAGCAGGCUGGUGCGCCGAAAAAAACGAGAGACCAAGCGGUGCUUAGUUCUCUGCCAGGAAUGGACGCUUUCGCCACCCCCACGCCCCAGUCUCAGUUUGACAAGGCCUACCACAGCCUAUACAUGACGCCUGGCAUGUCGCCGCAGCAGUGGCAAGCGUUGGUGGGAAUCGAUCUACCCAUGCACACUGUGCCCGAUGCGGGGAAGGAGCACAUCGCAGACUUUGUCUCGGCAGUCGCUAAGCUUCCACAAGGUUGUACAGGUCCUCCUCCUCCUCCUGCCACAAUAGCAGUAAAGGACGAAGCUGCUGAAGAAGAAUCCGCAGAGGAGGAACAGGAGACGGAGGUGGCGGGAGGUGAUUCGGUUUCGGAAUCCAUAAAGGUUCUUGGUGCUUAUCCCGUCUCCCUAGAAGAGAUGAAGAACUUAUCGAAAGGUUGGGAAAGGGUUUCGAAAACCUGCACUCAGCAGUGAAAACAUUUUAUUUGGGUAAUGCCGUAACAAGUACAUAAAAUUCUUUCUUGAGCGAUGCAAUUUUCUAUGUUUAAACCUAGAGCUACAGUACCGUUGAAGGUCGUGCUUUUGGCGCGAACCGAUCGGAAUUUAUCACUCUUCUAAUCGAACCAAAAGUGUCUGUCAUGAUGAAAAAAAAAAAGACGUGAAAGUUUCAAGC